Messenger RNA from Nicrophorus vespilloides, 813 nucleotides. RefSeq names its product glutathione S-transferase theta-1-like. Gene Ontology annotation, biological process: glutathione metabolic process. The record is from RefSeq and is a predicted model, not a curated record. Gene Ontology annotation, cellular component: cytoplasm. NCBI's taxonomy places the organism in Eukaryota, Metazoa, Arthropoda, Insecta, Coleoptera, Silphidae. Bases 39 to 719 code for a protein of 226 amino acids. Gene Ontology annotation, molecular function: glutathione transferase activity. The transcript is spliced from 4 exons.
UAAACUUUGGACCCGGUAUAAUAAUUUAGUCUCCAAUAAUGUCUUUGAAGCUGUACUACGAUUUUCUUUCACAGCCCAGCAGGGCACUAUAUAUACUUUUAAAAACAUCAAAACUACCGUUUGAGGACUGUCCUGUGGCAUUAAGAAACGGAGCUCAUUUGAAUGAUGAAUUCAAAUACAAUGUGAGUCGCUUCCAAAAGGUCCCAGUGAUACAUGAUGGAGAUUUCAAAUUGACUGAAAGUGUCGCAAUAUUGAGAUACUUGUCCAGGGAGAAGAAUUUACCAGAAUUUUGGUAUCCAAAAGACAGCAAGAAGCAGGCUAGAGUUGAUGAGUUUUUAGAGUGGCAGCACAACAAUGUUCGAGCCUUCUGUGCUUUGUAUUUUCAGAAAAAAUGGCUGUUUCCCAUUAUAACUGGAAAAGAGAUGGAACCUAAAAAGUUAGCUGGAUACAAAAAAAGGAUGGAAGAUUGCUUAGAUUCCAUGGAAAUAUUGUGGUUGUCUAACGGGAAAUAUAUUUGUGGGGAUAACCUGACGGCCGCCGAUUUGUGGGCAGCUUGCGAGGUGGAGCAGCCUCGUCUGGCUAGUUACGAUCCAACAGUAGGCAGACCCAUAUUAGGGGCUUGGUUGGACCGUGUCAGGUCUGAGCUCGGUGAAAAUUACAGAGUAGCCCAUGAAAUUUUGAACAAGAUUGCUACUAAAAGUCAAAAGGCUAAGAUGUAAAUGUUAAAACAUAAUUUUGUAUUUUUAUAAUGAUUGAACAUUGUUAAUCUAUAUACUGUUGGGAAACUUAAUUAAAAUUUAUUUUCUUUUCUUA